This is a messenger RNA of Porites evermanni, 13577 nucleotides long. The record is from the annotation of a GenBank genome assembly. NCBI's taxonomy places the organism in Eukaryota, Metazoa, Cnidaria, Anthozoa, Scleractinia, Poritidae.
GGAAAAUUAACUUCAACAGCCGACCCUACACUUCCUUACAAAGGGGCACAUUUUGAAGGUAGAGAAGCAGUGGUGCAAAAAAUUGUUCAAAAACUUACCCAGGACCCAAAUCCUUCCCGCAUCAUCAUCAUUGUUGGUAUCCCUGGGAUGGGUAAGACUCAAGUUGCCAUUCACGUCAGUCACUUACUCAAAGAAGAACAUAAAAAACCUGUUGUAUUCAUUGAAAAGAAACAAAAGCUUACAGAAAUCUGCACCGAAAUCAUCCUUGGUAUUAACCCUCUGGCUCCGAGACUUUCAGAGAGUCAUGAUAUGGUAACAAUAGCAAAGGGGCGACUUAAAGAGCUUAAAGAGAAGAAAGUUAUUGUGUUAGACAACGUAGAAGGUAUACAACAACAGGGAGAGGAAUUUGACGACUUUUUAAGGUAUGUAGAAACAUACGCACCUCAUGUUCAGCUAAUCAUCACUACUCGAGUGGAUGUGGGUUUUCGUUCAUCGAACAUAUACAAACUGCCUCUAGAUCCUCUGGAUUCUGAGUCGUCUACCAAAUUACUUCAGGACUUAGUCCCAAACUGUGAGAAGCGACAUACCAAGGAACUCGGUAGCCUCUGUGGUGGGAUACCGCUGGUUCUUGUCAACUGUGCAGGCUUACUAGAAGACCUCACCCCGGAAGAGCUAGUCGCACAACUUAAAGAAAAUCCCAUCCCACUUUUGAAGACCGAUGCAGAAGAUGUUUACAAUGCCUUGAAACACUUCCUGGUCAAUUUUUCAGAAAACAUAAAAACAAACCUUGUUCGCCUUUCAGUUUUUCCAUCUGCGUUUUCCGUUAAAGACAUGAAAGCUCUCUUCGGUGACGUAUUACAGCCAGAGAUUAUUAAGUCUACCAUGAUAAGGCGUUCUCUACUUCGUAGAAUUGACAAUGAAAAGUUGGUUUUGCAUCCUUUAGUCCGCGAGUUCCUCAAAGCUGAGAGGGAGCUUCUCAACAUGGAUGAUGUACGUAAAAAAGCUCAGCACAAGUUUAAUCACCAUUACCUUGAGCUCCUCGAAACCUCAAGCAAACAAUUUAUCAGCAAAAAGUGGUCGCAAAAUGCUAUUUUUACCUUUAGGACAGAAAAGGAAAACAUCCUGGAGAUGUUCAACAAUUUCCUGCAGGAAGGAGGCGACAAGAAAGAAGCAGAGUCGUGUAUAGAUUUCGCUAACUCUACCAAGGUUUUGGAUUUCUUGGCCAAAGUUUUAUCUCCGCCCUCUGAGUGUCUAGAACUGUAUGAAAGGUUCUACCACAUUGCCGAAGCAUCUAAUGACAAGAGAAGACUUGCGGAUAGUCUAACUGCUGUCGGAUUUCUUCGUCUCUGUAAAGAAGCUCACCGACGGGUCAGCCACAAAACUCUUGAGAAGCUUCAGCAGGCCUAUGAAAUCCGCAAGAAUUUGCCAAAAGAACUACAGCACUGUGAGACUCAUGCACACACCAUCUCCAAACUUGGGCUGUGUUACGCACUUCAGGUAAAACUACAAAUAGCAUUAACCCUCGGACGUACAAGCAAAUUCAUACUCCCACCGUGGUACAAGAGGGUGGGGGGGGUGGAUGGAACCCCUCCCCGGAGGUUUUGAUACGUUGCAGUAUUUUGAAACGAUUGUACCUUAAGUGGAAAGCCUUUGAUCUUCUUAACAAGAUGAGGUAUAUUUUUAUGGGUGGUGGCGCUGCUGGAGGCCAGUUACGUCACCAACAGUAGUCGCCAUCUUGGAUUUUACCAAGUUUGUUGUUGGUUCUCUCCCUUGCUCCGAGAGGUUUUUCUCCGGGUACUCCGGUUUUCCCCUCUCCUCAAAAACCAAUACUUCCAAAUUCCAAUUCGAUCUGGAACGCACGGACACGUUUAAACGAGUCCAUAAGAACUCUUAAGUGCUUCGUGGGUAAAAAAGCAAUUUACAAUUUACAUUUUUUAAGAGUUUGAAAUCAGGUUAAAACCGCGAGAAAUGGUAAUUUUUUUGUGCUUUACAUGAAAAAUAACACAUAAAUAAACACUUUGCAUGAUUUUAGUCACAGGAUUUACUUUUAUUGUUGAAAGAAGUCGAAAAAACAUGUAUUUUUACCCCAAGGAAGCUUGACCACCUGCUACUUAUGACGUCAUAUCUCGUAACCAUAGCAACUGACCAUCACUAUACUAGUCUCAAAAUCUGCGCGAGGGAUGAACGAACAGCUACUGUAAACGUCAGGUGCUGAUGUUUUAUCCUUUAAGAAAAACCUUAUGGGGNAAAUAACACAUAAAUAAACACUUUGCAUGAUUUUAGUCACAGGAUUUACUUUUAUUGUUGAAAGAAGUCGAAAAAACAUGUAUUUUUACCCCAAGGAAGCUUGACCACCUGCUACUUAUGACGUCAUAUCUCGUAACCAUAGCAACUGACCAUCACUAUACUAGUCUCAAAAUCUGCGCGAGGGAUGAACGAACAGCUACUGUAAACGUCAGGUGCUGAUGUUUUAUCCUUUAAGAAAAACCUUAUGGGGCGGGGGGGGGGGUGGCAUCCAACCCCCCCUUGUACGUCCGAGGGUUAAGUGUUCUGAUGAUUGAUUUUAUUACUUCCAUUACAUAACGUAUAAGAGAAAGGAAAGGCUAUGUUUUAAUACCAAUGGAACAAUGCCGCCAAAAAUUUUCCUUUUCUAUUUUCGCACACAGGGGUUUUGCCUCGAGAGGUUGUCUUUGAAGUUCCCGCACCUAAAAGUUAUAGUACUUAUUUUUUCGGAUGUCUUGUAGUUUUUAAACAAAAAUCAGUUAUCAAUGUUGCCUGAACAGGGAGUGGAAGGAGUAACUGGUUAAUGAUCAAAAGUUAUCACAAAACACCCGAAGAGAAAAACAGGCUAUGAUCAUAAUGACGUACACUGUAGCAUAAAAUUAAUUAACUAAGUAUCCGAUUGGAAUUCUGGGUGAUUACAUGACCCAGAUUUUUGAAAGAUUUUAGGGAUUUUUAAAAGCGACUCAGUUGCCACUCUCUGGAUGCGAGUCUACAUCGCAUGUAUUUGUUGCUGUGAGGUCAAACAAGGGACUCCUCCCAUAGGUACCAAGUGUUAUAACUAAAACGACACCUGCUGACCAUGUCUCUUUGGUUGCGGCACUAAGCUGCGAACGAAGGAACUUUUUCUUAGAUCCUUUAAGAUAUUUCGUAUAUUUUUUUUAUUGCUUUAGUUUAAAUUUUGCAUUGAAUUUAUGUAUUAUAGAUUAUUAUUAUCAUAUUAUUAUUAUAAUUAUUAGUUGACUAGUUCUCUAAGCAAUUUCCGUAGGUCUGAAAUAUUUGUAUUUUCAAAUUAUUUUUUGUUUGUUUUAGGGCGAAGUAGGAAAAGGACUCAAGCUAAUCCAAGAAGCAGUUGAUUUAAGGAAGGAGCUUGGAGUGCAUCUGUAUGUAGCAGCAGGUUAUUGUGAUCUUGGAAGUGAGUACCUACUUCUUCCAUUAUGACUUCUGUGAUUACCUUUUAUCAAAUUUGUAGCAUAGUCGAAUGCCACCGUUGGUCAACCGCUACGUAAUAUUACAACUGCAUUUUUAUAUGGCUCGAGCCCAUAAUUUAGGUUUAGCUCAAAUAAUUAAUUCCGCUCAGUUAUUUGGCAGUCAAGUUACUUUGUGCUGCAUGUGAUUAAUCUGUAUCUAUUCAUUUAAUUUGGUGAUUAUAGAUAGACGUUAUCAGUGUAUAUGUAUAUUUGAUUAUCCAUAUGUUUUUAUUAUUUUUAUAGAUGAGUUUGACCGACUUAGUGAUUUUAGUAGGUUCCAUCGAUGGUCCGCGUCAUGGACGACUUGUAAUUACAUAUUAUAAAUUGGGUUUUAAAAGUAAAAUGCACCAAAAAAUUGAAAUAUUUUCUUUUGUCGCUUUACCUUCACCAAACAUUAAAAAGAACCAUCCUGAGUGAGAUUUGGGUAAAGAUUUUUCUUCCCAAGCCUUUAUAGAAAGAUAAAAAAUCAAAAUCCGAGCACUUCCGAACACUUCACGAAAACGUUUCUGAAAUGGCCGCGUGAUAGACUAGAGACUACGUGACGUCAAUGUUGGUCUUUUAGAGCGGAAAAACGUUCUGCGCAGGCUUCUGCGCAUCCCUUAUCGCCUGCGUUUUUUUGUCUCGUUCUGUGAGAGUUCUGACUGAGACUGAAUGAAACACACGAGGUGCGAACGUUUGCUCGUUGUAAAGGCUUUUUUUUGUUUUUGUUCAAGUUGUUGUUUUUUCGUCACUUGAAAAUUACUUUGGAUUCAGAACAACCAAUGUUAGAGUAAAAACAGAUCAUUCUGUCAGUUUGAGGAGGAAUAAAACGUUUUGAACAUUUCAAAAGAGGUUUGUAUUUUCUGAUAAUUGUGCAUUCGAUUUGUGAAUUGAUUUUGUGUCCAGUGCUUCGCCUUCUUUCGCCGGGCUGAAUUAAAACCGGCUUGUAUUCUGUUAUUAGUAGUUACGGUUAGUUUUUUUACAUGCCCAGAUUCAUUUACCUUUGCAGAACCAGCUUUAUCCUUGUCUUAUGUCAAAGAACCGUAAUGCUAACGCUUGCGAGUGAACAAACUUGAGCGCUUAAAACUUCCUCGGAACUAUAGAAGGCCAGCAAGCUUAUUCGAGAAGAACAGACUACUUCGAUCACUUUUCUGUUGCUCAAGUAAUAAUAGUCAGAGUUUUUUUUUCUUUUUCAUUUUUAAUUACGUAGUUUUGUUUUCUUUCUGUACGCAAAUUUUCCUUUUCACUCACUGUGAAGUAGCUGAGAACGACAACUGCCGGCAGUGGCUUCAAAACAAUUGACUCUUUGCCCAUAUAAACAAUUGCUGGAGCUGGAUUUGACUGAAGCGAGCAAAACAAACCCUUAUGUGCAGUUUUCUGUACUUUCUAAUGAUUCAGUUUGCUGAGUUUAAUUUGUUUGAAUGAAGACCCUCGCAUGGACCAGUUAUUACUAAAAAAAAAGUAGCUAAUUUAGCUAAGUAGUCGGAAUCAUGGCUUGGCUGCGACACUUGCAACUGAUCUUUUUCUUUUAAGAUCUUUAGGUAGGUUGUUUCCGUACAGAAAAUUCACUUCUUCUUUGUCAUCAGGUAUAAGAGCCUUAAGCCUUAUGUUUUUUAAUGAAAAUUUGUUGUUUUGCAACCUUAUUGAAGCUUUUUUUAGUUCACUUAAGCUGAUUUUAUGCAUGAUGGAAUUGUUCUUUGCUUGUCGCAUCUCUUUGCCAGCUUAAAGUGGCGUCUAUGGUCCUUAAAGUGACCUCAAUCGGUAAUUAAAUCUUUUACAUAAUUGGAAAGAAGUUUUUGCAAUAAUGUAACUUUAACUUUGUUUGAAGGAAAUCUUACUAACGCGUAGGUUUUUAACAGGUGUUAUGCAUGUUCAACUUGACAACACAAAGCACAAUUAAUCUGCGCGAAACGAUCAAGUUUAGAAAACUAUGGUUGCUUUGAAACCGAUCUUGGGGAAGAUUUACUAGAUAAAGAUUAACUCUUUUUCUGCUCACAUAUCAACGCCAGAACUUCUACAUUGAGGAUUUUGUUUACAUUUUAGUGAUCUGCGAAGCUAGAAGUGUCCGAUCGAGCGUGGGUUUUAAAAUAUCAGCUCGAGUGCGACAAAGUUCAGUGACUUCAAACACAUUGUGGGCAAACUUGAAUUUCUUUGGGCAGAUUAUUACACGGGACGAAAAAACGGAUUUACCGAACGUCAAAGGUGAAGUCAAACGCGCGAUAAAGGCCACCUUUGCACACCUUUGCACAACUUUGACGCGCGACAAAUGUUUACAUUUGCCCGCGGUCAAAGGCGCGUCUUCAGGCGAUAAAGGCCGUUUUUGUCACGCCUUUAACCCCUACCUUUGACGCGCGUCAAAGGUAUAUUUCAUUAGCAUUUGUACCCCUAUCAAAGGCGUCGUCAAAUAUGUCUGAGAUUCAGGCCAAAGGUGUGACAAAAGCGCGGCAAAGUUAUGUCUGUGAUUAAAGUCAAAGGCUUGUGAAAAGUGUCGUCAAAAGUGUCUGAGCCUCAGGUCAAAUGUGUGACAAAGUUGUCGUCAAAUGCGUGUGAGAUUUAAGUCAAAGGUUUAACAAAGGUGUUGCCAAAUAUGUUUGUUUUUUUUCCUCCCCUCGCAUCGCGCCUCUCGCUCGUCUCGCGCUUCGCGUGAAUUCCUCGUUCUCCUCGCGUUUCGCGCGAAUGCCGCGUUAUUGCCUCGCUAGUCAUAAGCGCUUGAUAUACAGGCUAGAAUCCAACUUGAGAUUUUCAGUCAAAUUCAAUUGCGAACUGGAUACCGUUUAAAAAGGUGGACAGAUAAGAGAUUGAGUUCUUAAUCUUGUACUUUAUUGUCCUAAAACCUCACUAGAUGAUUAGAAAGCUGAAUAAUUCCGAUUAAAACUUUUUUAAACGCAUAAAAAUGGUUUUUUAAAACAUUUUCACGAUUUAUUGUCUAAAGUACUCAAUGCAGUUUGUCAAUGGACAAUCAUAAUGACUGCCGCAAAUUUUUGAAGCACUAUAAAUGUUCCAGAUUCACGCUGUUGUCACGGACGGCAACCUGCAAAAUAGUUUAAAACACUCUUUCACGAAAGCCAGUGCUAAAAUCAUGGUAAGUAAGAAAUGUUCUUGAUCAGGAGCCUAUCUGUCUUGAUGUUAUCUUUGCGAAGAUUUUCAUUCUAGAGUGCUUUUGACUCUUGAUGUAAGUGAAAGACAAACGCCAUGUAUCUAACUUCAAUCUUCCUCUGUUGUGUGCUUUUUUUUCCCACUGGAGACUUAUCACUUUGCCUUGCUUCUUUUAUCUGUGAAAUAAUUGUAAAAAAAAUAUAGAAAUUUGAGAUAAAAAGCUCAGUCAUAGUGUUUUAAAUAAAUUUUUUGGCCCCACUCCCUUUUUACUAUCGCUCCUUUUCUUCAGAAAAUCCCCCUUUCUCUUUACCUUUAUCAAAACUUAAAGACCCUGUUAAAAAUGUGUAGCGAACCUAAUGCUUUUGAAUGGAAACAUUACAUUUCGUGUACAUGUAUUGUCAUUAAGUUCGUCACCUGUGAAAUUUGACGUUUGAAUCGAGCCUUAUUAUCACAUAAUAAAGUCCAGGAAAAUUCAAUCAAAAUUUCCCUCUAUGCCCAAAGCUUAAAAUUAAACUAAAGAAACACUUUAUAUUAUACCUAGCCUGCAUAACAAGCGUUUCCAAUCGAGUUAUUGCGCGAGUUAGCCCCUCCCGGCCCCUCCUUCCUCUUUUUUUGCCCUCUUGCACAAAACUCGCGCGGAAAAGCUUGCUACGCGGCUAUUUUUCUACCUUUUUAACCCCCAAAGUUAUUGUCCAGUAACAAUAAUGAAGGGACAGCUCGGUAUGUUUGAAUGAUUGUUAUUAAAUGUUGAAACAUACCCAGCUGCCACUGUAGUGGUAAAAAAAUCAAUGGAAUAUUUUAAAAAUUAAUUAUGCAGUAUGAGCCCCAUUACGUAUAGAACCCAGAAAAAUCAAUAGAAAGAGAUACUCACGUUCGCAAAACAUCCGAAGUCUUCAAAUAAUCACACCUCUUUGUUUGAUAAACUGCACUGAAUCCUGUUCAAAUAAGCUUAUGUACUUGCUUCAGUAAUAUGCCCAUCAAAGUCUGGUACAGACAUUUUUAUUGAAGUACACUGUCAAUGAAAAAAGAUAUAUGUAAGUCUUAUAUUAUUUCAUUACCUGAGUAGUUCUCGCAGAUAAAUAUAAACUGUUAGAAAAACCAGAGUUGGUUAAUCUUGAUGUUAGUAGGUUCUCGCAUGAAGUUUUGAGUUGAAUUGCAUUGUGAAAUAUAAGCCAGGCAUUACUUUUACAGAAAUGCAUUAACCCUAUUAAGAAAAAGGGCUUGAUCUAAUGUAAACUCUACUGUGAUACAGAAAGAUUUUUAUAGUUUACUGAACCAGAUUUAACGAUCAGAAAAGCUCCCAAGCACGAUAUACACGCCUGUUCGGAGUUGGUUUCUGUAAGCUUAACAUAGUAAAACAACUAUGAAGUUUGAAGAAGAACUAUUGCAUGCACACAUAGAAAAGAAUGACACGUACCUUUUGAACAAGUUUGUAGUCUAAACUCUAUCAGAGAUAAGGGCGAAAAUAUUUGUUAAAAAAAAGCUGGACUGCUUCGUACAAAAAAGCAGCUUUUGUUUUCUUCAGAUCUGCGUAGUUUGUUUGUUUGCGCGGGCGGAGAGAGUUUGCAGCCGCGACAAUUUCGCGCCAAAAACAGGGUGUCUUGCUUGGGUUCAGUCUUCCAUCGUCCAGUUGUUGAGUCAUUGUUUUGCGUCGCUAUCAUUUAUUCAUCGUAUAUUAAUCGAUCAAGGGGAAAAUGAUCCACUCAAGAUAAGACAAAAACAAAACUCACUUAAUUCACCUCGAAAAAGUACAUAUUCCAGAACAUUUUCAAAAAUAAUUAUAAACACCAAUUACAAUGAUUACCAGCCUGUGUUCGGUAUUGUCGUAUAAAUAUCUUUAAAACAGUAUUCAAAUACAGCUUUUUAAUUUCCUUUCUUAAAAUCAGUUUCGACAUAAGUGUUUGUAGAAGUAAUUCAUUGCAUAUUUGCUCUCACCCUUGACACCAUUCAAAAGUGUUGUAAAAGUGUAGCGGUCGUAUUUGACUUCAUUUUUGACUAGUAUCAAAGGUGUGGUCACAGCCACUACUCUUUUGACUUUAUCUUUGACGUGCGUCAAAGGUAAAGUCAAAGUUACCAGCAUAUUUGACAACGCCUUUGAUAAGGGUUAAAGGAAUAGCAAAGCAUUGAUGCAUUUGACUUGAUCUUUGACGCACGUCAAAGGAGAAGUCAAAGUUGUUACCAAUUUGACUUCACCUUUACCGAGGUCAAAGGAGUAAGCACAGAGGUUAUAUAUUUGGCGACAUCUUUGACGCGCGUCAAAGGUGACGUCAAAGCCAAUACCAUAUUUGAUUUAACUUUUGACGCGUGUCAAAAGUGUCGUAAAUCCAAUUUUUCGUCCCGUGUUAUACAAAGAUAUUUUGUUUUUGUGUCCAUGGUGGAGCUCCGGACCUUAAAUAUCCAGGAACUUCCUUAUAUGAUCACAUUUCGUAAAUGCAUCUUGAAAAAAAUCGGACUUACGCACGCACAUUUCCAAUACAACUCAAGGAAAUUAGUAAAUGUCGUUAAAGUCAGUUUUGCUAUGAUGUAUUCUUCGAGAAAAUUAAAUAAUAAGAAGGUUAUAACCACAGCUUGCAACUUUUGAAGACAAAUUGCUUGUUCUUUCUAGGUUUAUGGCCGCACAAACCACCACAACACUGUUUUGAAUUUCCCGCUUUUUUUCACCUGACCAACAUUGACGUCACAAGUUGUUUUUACCGACAAUUUUUCCGACCGCUCUACGAAGAUAAGGGCCAAAAAAUAACAAUUUUUAAUUGCGAAUAUCUCGGAGAUGCUUCCUUUAAUUGAGAUGAAACUUCGUAGUAUGUUUAUUCGGUUCAUAUUAAACAUAUUUCACUAGAAUUGAACUAAAAUAAAAAAUGUCGAAUUUUUGGUUCAUUUGACCUUUAAGGAUUUCAGUGAACCUCUCGUCUUUAGAUCUGGUCAUAAAUAACUAGAUUAGGAAAACUUUUAUAUACCUCUUAUUAGCCGAGUUUUCGGUCAGUAAUGUAAAUUAAGGACCGAGUUUUUUUCCAUCGCGCUUGGGCCAUAAAUUGAUGGAAAAAAAGGGGAAUCCGUAAUUUACAGUACGGACCGAAAAAACGAGGCUAAUAAGAUGUUUAUUAUAUGGCUUCUUCCUGUUUGGGGGACCGGAAACAAGUGCAGGACGCACGAUUUGACAGUCAUUUGACAGGCGUCAAAAAAGAAAGUUUCUAUUGGCGCACGAAAACAAUAGCAAUAGCACAUAGCAAAGGCUUUCCGAGAAAGUAAAAACAAAUUCGUUAUGUUGAAAAAGUUUAUUCGGUCAAAACUAAGAGCACUGUAGGUUUUAGCUCUUUAAUGUAACGCUGGAGUAUUUUGGAAACCGGACACUGUGUCUGUCUAGAAGUCCUUUUUAUCUUUCUUCCGUUUGUCCUUGUGAAAAAAAAAAACACUGCAAAAGGCAAAGAAGCUUUUCAAGGUAAGUUUGUUGUCAUUGUCGAAGGAUUCGCUCGUUAAUUGUUUUUGGGAAAACCUCUCUUUCUGCCAGUUCAUUCUCGUCUUCAAUUGUGAUCUGCGUUAAAAUUUUGAAACACUGACCUCCACCAGCAUUCUCCUCCUCGGUAAGGUUACGAUUCAGUUUCUACAUCAGCUUCGUUCUCAUUAAAACAAAGUUAGGUUAAAAUUUGGAAAGGCAAAGUUAACAUCCCAGUCCUCAGGGUUUACAGUCAAAACUAAGAGCACUGUAAGUAUUCAAUCGUUAAUAUGACGCUCCUUCUCAAUCAUCACUAACGUGCCUAUUGCCGAUGAUUAUCAGUUUGAGUUUCAGCCAGUGAUUUACGGAAGGAGAUCGUAGCCACAACCCCAAACAAGGUUCCGGACUUUGAUAAGAGGAUAAAGGGGACAGAGAGGGUAUCCCCCAUACACACCCUAUUCCAUAGGUAAUUCGUCUCGAGUUAUUUUUAGAAUCGGGAUAAAGUUACCUCGCGCGCUGCGUGGAUGUUUCGUGGAGGUUUCACAUCACUAAACACCAUGCAAAACAUGUCGGGCGAAAGGCAUUGAAAGCGUAAAGAGAUCGAGAGCAUUUCUGAAUAUUGAAGCGAAAUGAGUCGGCGCUCACCUGGGAAAAGGGAAUCGCUCGACUAUUUGACAACCCGUAAAAUCAGUUUAACUCGAAGUUAUCGUAACCUCAGUGCUUUAAUAAAAUGAGAAAUUUCGCCGGUUUAUUGAAACCGGUCGUUUGUACAAUAAAGCAAGUAGCAAGUAAUAUUCAUGUACAUGUAAUUAGUUUUACAAAUUUGAAUUUUAUUGUAGUUUUUUUAAGUUGUUAAGCGCUGUUGAUCAGUGAAUGUAAAUAGCGCUCUAGAAGUUAUUAAAUUAUUAUUAUAAUUAUUAUAGGACGCCAAGUGUUAUUUUUGUUGAUAAUAAAAGACUAAUAAAAGAGUAAAUAUCAAACCAGAAAUUGCUCUCUUCAAACUGUAAAUUAUAAAUGAUCCUGAGAGAAAUAUUCACUGGGUUAAGGAUUUCCCUGCUGUACUGUUAGCUCUAUACAAGAGAGGAAGGGCGAUUCUUUUUUAAUUUCCGUUUCGCUGACACAGCUUUAGCAGAAAUCUCUCUUUAGUCGUUUUCGUCGACAAAACGAAUAGCCAUAUUGCUCUCCGCGUCUUCCGCCAUUUUUCUGCCUCAAUUCGUGAAGGUCUCGUGGCUCUGAGCGUGGGUCAUCCACGCGGAACACAUCCGCGCCAUGUGAUUGGCUGUUGUCUAAUCCCCCUUGGGAUCUGUGGUCUUAAAAAUAACUCGAGACGAAUUACGUAUGGAAUAGGGUGUGUAUGGAGGAUGCCUUCUCUGUCCCCUUUAUCCUCUCUUGGUGCUAAUGUCAGCGGUAAAAGAUUUCCAUCAGCACAUUUUGCCAAACAUUACCAACAUCAUAAAUAGCUCAUUUGCUAACUUUUCUUCCUCACGAGCUUGGAAGAGGGGUAAGGUAGUACAUUAUUUGAAGGAUGGAGAUCAUGAGGUUCCGAAUAAAAACAGGCCUAUCUCCUUACUACAAGUCCUCUCCAAGGUUGCCGAGAAAAUUGCGUUUUGUCAAUUUAACAACUAUCUAACAGAGACAAAUCGCCUCACUUUUCACCAAAGUGGCAACCGAGAAGUCCACUCAACGGAGACAUUGAGUCUCACGGUAGCUGAUCAUAUAUCUUAGGCCAUGGAUAGGAAACAUGUUACAGUAAUGGUGCUGAUCGACUUACUUAAAGCCUUUGAUAUCUUGUGUCAUUUGAGCUUUCUUAACAAACUCACCAGAUUUGGAACUUUGAACAAGGCUCUUCUAUGGUUCCAAAGUUACCUCACUAACAGACGUUAACCCACCGCGUACCGCAAGGCUCAAGUUUAGGUCCCGUGCUCUUCGCCUUCUAGAUGAAUGAUCUUCAAGAAGUCAUCAAGUCAAGUAACAUUGAAUCCUAUGUAAAUGAAACGAAAAUAUAUCUUUCGUUCUCGACAAAGGAUUUGGAUUCAUAUUCAUAUUUACGCCUAGUUGCUGAAGAUCUCCAUCACGUGGCUGAGUGGUGCUGUGCAAAUCACCUAUAAUGGUUUAUCCAGACAAGAGCAAGUUGUUGCUUUUUGGAGUGAGACAAAUUCUGUCCAAAAUGCCUCGGUCAAGAGCUACCACCUGUCUCAUUUGCCAAGGACAUAGGAGUCAUACUUGACUCAAACUUGAGUCUUAAUGAACAUGUGUCGUCACUUCACUCCUCCCUUUUAUCAACCUACAGUAAUACAACGUGGCUUCUAUUACAGAGCGCUUAAAACUUUGAAUAAUCUUCCUGCUGCUACUAGGAACUCACGCUCAAUUUCACAGUUCAACAAGAAGGUGAAAAGAGAAAUGGAGCUUAGCUGGAUUUAGUGAUGAUUUUUGAUAUAUCUACUUACUUUAAAGUGACUAAGUUACUUGUAAUUUGUUUUUUUUUUUAAUGAGAAUGUAAUUAGAUAUAUUUAGCAAUUAUUGAAUGAGGCUGAGUAGGAUGUAAAGAUAACAUUCCCCGAGAUCUGUACAACAAAAGCCGAAUUCAAUAAUUGUUUCAUUACUGAUUCAAAAUAUUUCAAAGCUCUGAACAAGCUUAUCUCCUCGUGGACGUUCUUCUUAUUUUUGGCCUAUUUUUUGGCUCAGUUGCAGGAAAGAAACAGUUUUUUUCUAGCAGAUAUUCCUUAAAAAGUAGAUAACAUCCAUUCAGUUUUAGUCAGAAAUUCAGCUAUUUCGUCUUCGGAUAGCCGUGAACGCCAUGGUUUUUAAUUCACUCUUGAAUAAACAGCUAGGUCGCCGCGCCCGGAAACGACGUUGAUCGAUUGUCUAUUGCCCAAGAAGUCUCGUUUGCAAUCAAAUAUACUAUCGAUCAACCUCGUUUCCAAUUAAAUAUACCAUCGAAUCUAUGGUAUAUUGCUUGCAUCUUCCAAAUUUGGUCAGAGCUGGUUGGUUAUGAAGAAUUAACCGGGGAAUUGGAGCCAGUCACAGAAUGCGAAAUAUUGUGCAUGAAUAAUAAAUUAUAUACAUGAUUAUUUUUCUACUCGAUGUAAAUUAAGUUCUGAAAAGCCCAUUUAGGUUUUAGGAGAAUCGACGAGUCGACAGAAUGCGUUUUGAUACUUGUCUUUGUUUUUCUUGUUUUAGACGCCCAUAGAGAGUCCGGGGAUCAUGAACAAGCAAUCCGCAUUUGGCAGACAGAAACUUUACCAGUGUAUAAAGAUGUGCUUGGUGACCACCCUUGGACAGCCUCGAUCCUGCGAUACAUAGCCAGUUCGUACAGGUGCCUUGCGAAAUCUGAAUCUGCCGAUUCUGGAAUAGCUGAUCAAGCUGAAAUGUACAGCAGAGAGGCUCUAGAAUUGCGAAUCAAGUUGCUGGGAGAACAUCAUGAUACCGCACGGUCCCAUGUUGGCCUUAGCGACAUCUUGAUCGUUAAAAAAGAUUUCAAAUCAGCUUUGGAGCACCUUAAAAAGGCCUUUGAAAUCCAGGAAAAGGUUUUAGGUGAAGAACACGAGACCACGAAGAAAACACUAGAACAACUGAAGAAAGUAAAGUCCAUGGUAGAAUGA